Apis mellifera (honey bee) is the source of this 4141-nucleotide messenger RNA. Its product is annotated as paired mesoderm homeobox protein 2A. The transcript has 5 exons. Gene Ontology annotation, biological process: regulation of transcription by RNA polymerase II. Gene Ontology annotation, molecular function: DNA-binding transcription factor activity, RNA polymerase II-specific; RNA polymerase II transcription regulatory region sequence-specific DNA binding. The record is from RefSeq and is a predicted model, not a curated record. Lineage: Eukaryota; Metazoa; Arthropoda; Insecta; Hymenoptera; Apidae. Bases 1749 to 2708 code for a protein of 319 amino acids.
CAACAUUGUUAUUAUUGUGAUUAUUAAAAUAAAAAACUGACAAGUGUUGUUCCAUUAUAAUAUAUAAAUACUUCCAUUAAACGUUCUAUCUAAUACAUAUUCGUGCGCGAUUGUAAAUAUCGUAACAUAACCAAUCUAUUCAAAAGACAAAAUGAACACAUCGCAAUAGAGAAAAUAACUGGAUAUGUAAUAUACGCGAUAAACAGAAUUAGCUCGUAAUGACGUCGUAUAAAAGUGGCAAAGGAAUAAUUGCAACCCAUUUUAAUCAGAUACACGUUCCAGUUUCUACUUCUACUAUUGCAACAUAUGAUAAAGUUGACAGAGAACUCUACGCCAAUGGAUGAAUUCGUUCCUAUGUAUUCUUAGUAUACAUACUAUGGGCGAUUUGGUGUUGCACGGCGUACUAUGUUCAUGUAUGUACCCAGGAAGAGAAUUCCCCCGGGAUGAGACUCGGGGAAGAGGGUCGAGUACCGAGGACUGCUCAUCGUGGCCCUUUCGUGAGAACAAGUGCGAAACAAGUGUCGCACAGGUUCCUAGCACCUAUCUAAGGAAAGAAAACAAGAAAUUUCCUUCCACCAAUCUUCAUUGGAAUUCGCAACAAUCUGCAACAAUGUUGAAUGAAAAAUUUAACUUAAUUUUCACAUUCCUCGUCCAAACGACGCCCUGAGCAUCAGCGAUAUCAUCGAAAAGACGUGGAGCAAAUCGCUCAUCGCAGCGAAAGAGAGCCGCGGAAAAGGAAUCGGGCGGAUAAACACAAACGGAAGAUGGAGAAGCGUUGCUCCUGUGCCGUGCGUCCAGCGGAAACGGCCUGCUCCGGAAUCGAUCGUAAAAUCGGGAGCAGGGGGGGGAGGGUCGGCAUCAUCGAAUGAUAGCGUUCAUUCGAGCUGAUGGCUGUUAGGGAGAGGUCGCCCGACGAAACGGGGGUGGCGCGCGGACGCGGGGAUGGGCGCAGGGGGCGGCGACUGUUCUCUCACCCGGGCCGGGGGGUGGCACCCGGGCUCGACGAAUCAGCGGCCAGAGAACGGGGGACGGUGGCCAAACCCGUUUCACCGUAACCAACUGUGGACCACACCCCCCCGGCGUGCAACCCUCUCCGCCGGUUAUUGAAUUAAGCUUAUCAUUUGAUUUUGAGGAGACCCACCAGUCGGUCGUCUCGGGCUCUCUUAAGCGGGCCGAAAAACUUCUUUCUAUCCGCGGCUAUAAUCGCAAUAAUUUGAUAUCGCUGAUCCGAUUACGCGUCAUAAGCCAGCUAUCGAGCAACCAGCUACCGCCCGCGUCUCCCUUAGCUCUCUUAUCCACGACCCACGAAGGAGAAUUACGUGACGACGCCGUUUAUUACUCACCCUGCCCUGCGAUUGUCCGAGAUUUCGUGGGAGGAAAACGGAAACUGGGGCCGGAAGGAAGAGCCGUUUAGGCGGCUAAGGCCCGGCCGGGGGGGCCCUUAGCUUUUCCUUCUUUCUCGUGAUUUUAACCUCGUUGCGAAUUUACGUAUAUGUACACAUAUAUUCAGAUUCAACAUGUUCCAGUGAAUGAAGAGUCUGUUAGUUCACGUUUUCACGAAAACUCUGGGAAAAGAUUCGGUCUCGAAUCUCUGGAGGAGGAAUCAAGAACGAGAGAUAAAAAGUUUCGAUGAACUGUCCGGGUGAAGCGUAUUGUGCCCUACGAAGUGCCCUUCAGUUGAUCCGCCUCUGAUCUGUUUUUCAUCUGUUUCACUUGUUCAUCGAUACUCGGUUCAUCUUCGAAGAAGCAUGGAUUAUUCGUACUUGAACCAGGCGGCUGCCGCGGCGGCGGCCGGUUUCGAGGCGUCCAGCUGUGCUCUGGCCGCAAGUGAGAUGCAAUGUGGAUACGGUGACUUGAGCUCGUGCUCGCAGAUGAGCCAGGCCGCCUAUCGGUACACGGCUGCGAGGGCCGCUGGUUAUCCGGCCAACGCGGGAACCACGAGCGCUGGGAGCGCCACGCCGCUGGGGGCCCAUCACACCACCCACUCUCAUGCCCACGCGCACCACGGGGCCCACACAACCCCCUGCUCCGUAAUGGCCGCCAGAUCUCAAGAGGUACACCGGCACGCAGCCUCCAUCUUCCCCUCGGCCAUUAAUUUGCAGAGUGGGUUAGGAUACAAGGCCUAUUCAGGGCACGAUGGUCUGGCGGAGAAGAGGAAACAACGCCGGAUACGAACAACUUUUACAUCGGCUCAGCUUAAGGAAUUGGAGCGUGCCUUCCAGGAGACUCAUUAUCCAGAUAUCUACACCAGAGAAGAAAUCGCUAUGAAGAUAGAUCUAACGGAAGCUAGGGUUCAGGUGUGGUUUCAAAAUCGGCGCGCGAAAUUCCGGAAGCAGGAGAGGCUGGCCCAGCAGAAGUCGACGUCUCAGAGCGGGAUAGGCGUGGACAGCGGGGCCUCGAGCCCCGUGGGGGGCAGCGUGAAGGCGGAGGGCCGUUCCCCGAGAAGCCCGGCGACGCCGCCUUCGAACGCGAGCAACACGGUGAUGUCGGCGAACGAGGUGAAACCGAUCCCUAACCCGAGCCUGGUGAGCGUGAAGCAGCACGCCGUGAGCGACGCGCCCGCGGCGGAGGGAAACUCGCCGAACGCGCAGCGGGGGAGCAACGGGGGCGGCGGGGCAUGGGGCUCGUGUAGCCCGAGGCCCUUCUCGGCGGCGCUGCCCCCGUAUCUGUUGGACCCGUUGCCCUUGAAAACUGCGAAUCUCUACUAAUCGUCCGCAACGAGACACCCACCCACUCCAUCCCGAAAGCGAGAUAAUAUGUAAAUAUAUUAUAGGGGAAUGCGUGACAACCGUUAUUGGAAUGGAAAUUGUUGCGAAUUGUUGCUGUUCAGGCUCUCUCGUUCCGUCGCGAGGUCGUUUUUUUCGGACAUCCCGUUGUUAUUGUAUAUUGGUUCUUUUCGACUGGAAUUCUUUGUUUCUUUCUUCUUUUUCUUUUUUCUUUUUCUUAGAUAUCUGGUAAGAUUUAUGUAUUAAGUAAUACAUAAUACUUUCCUUUGUCCCCUUCUCUUUAUCUUUUCAUUUAUUUUUAUCCUAUUUCUUUAUCUUUUACACUGUUUUAUUCACACUCUUGCUCAAAUUUAGGCCUAAAUUGGGUAAGUUUCAUUUUUAUUCUUCUUUUUCUUCUUCUUUGUGGAGGUAAAAAAGGAAAGUGUGUUUUUUAUGUAACAUUUUAAUGGUCAGGUUAUCCUAUUAUUAUAUAUUGGUUCUUUUCAACUGCAAUUCUUUGUUUCUUUCUUCUUUCUCUUUUCUUAGAUAUCUGGUAACAUGUUCAAGUAAUACGUAUACUUUCUUCCUUUUUAUGUUUUUAUUUAUUUUUGUCCUAUUUUUGUAUCUUUUACACCGUUUCAUUCAUACUCUUGCUCAAAUUUAGGCCUAAAUUGGGUAAGUUUCAUUUUUAUUCUUCCUUUUCUUCUUUUUCUUUCUUCUUUUCGAAGGUAGAAAAUUAUUAUUAUAUGUAAAUAAUACGGAUAAUAAUAAUAAUAAUAAUACUUUUUGUGAAAAAACGACCUCGAUGGAAGACGAUACUUUUAUUCGACGAUUCGAAAAAGAUUCUCGCUGGAAAAACUGAUAAGUGAUACCGAUAUCUACGUACCGUCCUAUAUUUCUCAUUGAUUAGUCGGUGAACGGAGUAAUAUUUGCCAUGCCAUGAUGUAUUAAAUCGAAGGCGUUAAAUGAAUGAAUAAAUAAAAAGAAGUAAAUAAAAAAACUUGUCCAGAAGAGAAGUUUCUCGAGGGAGAAUCGAUCGAUAUUUUUCGAGAGAGAAAGAGAGAAAAAUUUGGUGCGAAUCUGGCUUUGGCCAGUCUCCUCGUUAAAAAGUUACGUAACAAAAGAGAUAUUGUUUCGAAACGAACGUCUCGAGAGCGAAUAAAGAGAGGAAGAAGCACUGAACAGCGUUUUUUUCCGAUACAACAACAACAACAACAACAACAACAAUUUGUCAAAAUUAAACGACACUUUAACGGAGGAUAUCGAUGUGGCCGGCACCGUGUGUACAGUUGUUGCUAUAAAUAUAGAAAAAAAAUUAGUGUUUUACACCUAAAUAAACUCAUACUUACUUAUCCAUCGAACGAGGGAACAAGGAUUCUUUUUUCCUUCAAAGAAAAAAGAAAGAAAAAAAAACAGUGACAGAUGAGAGAAGAGGA